Jaculus jaculus (lesser Egyptian jerboa) is the source of this 1572-nucleotide messenger RNA. RefSeq names its product 6-phosphofructo-2-kinase/fructose-2,6-biphosphatase 1 (gene Pfkfb1). The coding region runs from base 1 to 1416 and encodes 471 amino acids. The record is from RefSeq and is a predicted model, not a curated record. Gene Ontology annotation, biological process: fructose metabolic process; fructose 2,6-bisphosphate metabolic process. Gene Ontology annotation, molecular function: 6-phosphofructo-2-kinase activity; fructose-2,6-bisphosphate 2-phosphatase activity; ATP binding. Lineage: Eukaryota; Metazoa; Chordata; Mammalia; Rodentia; Dipodidae. Gene Ontology annotation, cellular component: 6-phosphofructo-2-kinase/fructose-2,6-biphosphatase complex; cytosol. The transcript has 14 exons.
AUGUCUCAAGAAAUGAAAGAGCUCACCCAAACCAGAUUACAGAAGAUCUGGAUUCCACACAGCAGCAAUAGCAGCGGACUGCGACAGCGGAGGGGCUCAACCAUACCCCAGUUUACCAAUUCGCCCACAAUGGUGAUCAUGGUGGGUUUACCAGCUCGAGGCAAGACCUACAUCUCCACGAAGCUCACACGCUAUCUCAACUGGAUAGGAACACCAACUAAAGUGUUUAAUUUAGGCCAGUACCGACGAGAGGCAGUGAGCUAUAAGAACUAUGAAUUCUUUCUCCCGGACAACACGGAGGCCCUGCUCAUCAGGAAGCAGUGUGCCCUGGCAGCCCUGAAUGAUGUCCAUAAUUACCUGAGCCAUGAGGAAGGUCGUGUUGCGGUUUUUGAUGCCACCAACACUACCAGAGAACGACGAUCACUGAUUAUGCAGUUUGCUAAAGAACAUGGUUACAAGGUCUUCUUCAUUGAGUCCAUUUGUAAUGACCCCGACAUCAUUGCAGAAAACAUCAAACAAGUGAAGCUUGGCAGCCCUGAUUAUAUAGACUGUGACCAAGAAAAGGUUCUUGAAGAUUUUCUAAAGAGAAUUGAGUGCUAUGAAGUCAACUACCAACCUUUGGAUGAGGAGUUGGACAGCCACCUGUCCUACAUCAAGAUCUUCGACGUGGGCACACGCUACAUCGUAAACCGAGUCCAGGACCAUGUUCAGAGCCGCACAGUCUACUACCUCAUGAACAUCCACGUCACGCCCCGCUCCAUCUACCUAUGCCGGCACGGAGAGAGUGAACUCAACCUCAGAGGACGCAUCGGGGGCGACUCUGGCCUCUCAGCUCGGGGAAAGCAGUAUGCCUAUUCCCUGGCCAACUUCAUUCAGUCUCAAGGCAUCAGUUCCCUGAAGGUAUGGACCAGCCACAUGAAGAGGACCAUCCAGACAGCUGAGGCCCUAAGUGUCCCCUAUGAGCAGUGGAAGGCCCUGAAUGAGAUUGAUGCGGGUGUCUGUGAGGAAAUGACCUAUGAAGAAAUCCAGGAACACUACCCUGAAGAAUUUGCACUACGGGACCAAGAUAAAUAUCGUUAUCGCUAUCCCAAGGGAGAGUCCUAUGAGGAUCUGGUUCAGCGUCUCGAGCCAGUUAUAAUGGAGCUAGAACGACAAGAAAAUGUACUGGUCAUCUGUCACCAGGCUGUCAUGCGGUGCCUCCUUGCCUAUUUCCUGGAUAAAAGUUCAGAUGAGCUACCCUACCUCAAGUGCCCUCUGCACACAGUGCUCAAACUCACACCUGUGGCUUAUGGCUGCAAAGUAGAGCCCAUCUACCUGAAUGUGGAGGCUGUGAAUACACACCGGGAGAAGCCUGAGAAUGUUGACAUCACCCGUGAACCUAAAGAAGCCCUGGAUACUGUACCUGCCCAUUACUGAGCCCUUUCCAAGUGGUCACACUGUCUCCAUCCUCAUUGUCUUCCACCUGUAGGAACUACUGCUCUUGUUCUUCUCCCAUGAGAAGACUCUGGACUUAGUGUCACUGGGAGAGCCCUACCUCCAGUGAAGAAGUCUGUAUGUUCCCACAUAGGUCUC